UCUUAUGAAUACAGGUGGGGAAAAGAUAGAACACCUCUCGCCCAGGCUUCGACCAUUUUCAGCGUUUAGUGGUUACAACCCUGAUCUGAUUUUCUUCUCGCUUUUGCAAAGUUUAACAGGAAACCGGAGUAAAGCGAUGUGGAAAUCAGCGGCCGGUCAUUCUCUCUCCGUUAGUGUUGACGACGGAACCGACGACUGGGAGACAGAUCCUGAUUUUGAGAAUGAUGUGAGUGAGAAAGAGCAGCGAUGGGGAGCAAAGACAGUGGAGGGGUCCGGACAUCAGGAGCACAUCAACAUCCACAAGCUGCGUGAAAAGGUGUCAUGUGAGCACAGUGAUCUGAAGCAGCGUGAGCUGGAGACCAUGCCCAAAGCCUCGCAUGGUUAUGGGGGCAGGUUUGGUGUUCAGGAGGACCGAAUGGACAAGUCGGCUGUGGGUCACGAGUAUCAGAGUAAACUGUCGAAGCAUUGCUCCCAGACAGACACAGCAAAAGGCUUUGGGGGUAAAUUCGGAGUUCAGAGCGACCGCGUGGACCAGUCUGCUGUAGGGUUUGAGUAUGCUGGGAAAACGGAGAAACAUGCCUCACAGAAAGAUUACACCACUGGUUUUGGGGGUCGGUAUGGUGUUCAGACUGAUCGCGUGGACGACAGUGCUGUAGGCUUUGAUUAUCAGGGAAAAACCGAGAAACACGAAUCCCAGAAAGAUUAUGCCAAAGGAUUCGGUGGAAAAUUUGGAGUGGAAACUGAUAAAGUGGACAAAAGUGCAGUGGGCUUUGAGUAUCAGGGCAAAACGGAGAAGCACGAGUCACAGAAAGAUUAUGUGAAAGGUUUCGGGGGAAAGUUCGGCGUGCAGACGGACCGCGUUGAUAAAUCCGCCCUCGGCUGGGACCAUCAGGAGAAACUGCAGCUUCAUGAGUCUCAGAAAGAUUAUAAGCGUGGGUUUGGAGGGAAAUUCGGGGUGGAGGUUGAGAAGCAGGAUCAGUGCGCGCUUGGCUUUGACCACAAAGAGAGUCUGGCUAAGCACGAGUCUCAAAAAGAUUACUCCAAAGGGUUUGGAGGAAAAUAUGGAGUGCAGAAGGAUCGGAUGGACAAGAGUGCAGGGACAUUUGACGAGGUUGAGAAACCCUCUACUGCUUACCAGAGGACCAAACCAGUGGAAGCAGCUGGCAGAGCAACAGGAAGCAUUAAGGCUCGUUUCGAGAAUCUGGCCAAGCAGAACGAGGAAGAGGACAGGAAACGGGCACAGGAGGAGCGAGCCAGGCGAGAAGCCAAGGAGAAGCAGGAGCAAGAGCAAGCACGCAGAAAGGCAGAGGAAAAUGCCAAAACUAAAGAUCCCUCCCCACAGCCCAGCCCUAGCCCCAGCCCCACCCCCAGCCCCACCUCCACCACCCAGACCUACCAGUAUCAGACUCAUGAUACACACAGGAAGACGCCUGAGCCCGAGGAGCACGUGUACGAGGUAGAGCCGCACACAGAGCAGGAGGACAUCUAUCAGAACGCAGAUCAAGACGAACAGUACCAGAUUGAAGACACUCAGUCUUAUAAAUAUGGUGGGGACCUGGGACUGACUGCUGUGGCUCUGUAUGAUUAUCAAGCUGCCGGUGAUGACGAGAUCUCCUUCGACCCUGAUGACAUCAUCACCAACAUUGAGAUGAUUGACGAGGGCUGGUGGAGGGGCGUUUGCAGGAGUGCUUACGGACUUUUCCCAGCCAAUUACGUUGAACUCCGGCAGUAAGCCCCGCCCAUCGGCCAUGCCCACCUCCCUGGAGGAGAGGGGAUCUCCUUUUGCACAUCUUUCCAUUUGUAUCCCUUCAUUUUCCUUCAUAUCUUUGCAAUGCUUUAGGCAUUCUCAGGUCUUUCUCCUCUCUUCCCGCUUUCUCCUUCCCUUUUUUCUUUGCCCCAGGAUAAGCCUGUUCACACUUUCCUCUUCCUUUCAAUCCCUUUCAAUUUAACAUAUAACAGUAGUGUUUUCCGCAAUGACAUAAACAUGCAAAGUAAGUGAUCUACUGAGAUAAAAUCGUACAGUUGGUUUUUACUGAUUGCAUACCAGAAUGUGAAGAAGCUUUGAUCCGAUGGUGUGUUUAAGGUGGGUUUGGUGGAAGAUUUGGUAUGAUCAACCAAAAAAUUAAAACGCUUUACUUGCUUGUAUAGGAUGGGGAAUGCUGUACAUUUUUCUUGGGUGGCUUGGGUGGCUGCCGAAAGUAAUUGUACAAUAAUGCAGUCCAAAAUCAUAAAAUCAAUAUGGUUAUUAACACUUAUGACUUUCGGCACAUUACCACUUUGCGUAUGUAGAUUUGCCGAGUUUAGAGAUGCGACUUGUACAUGGUGUUUCAGCUCUGCCACCUCAUAUAUCUUUGUUCUCAGAGUACAGUAACAGCUGCAGAUUUACAAAGGUUAUUAAAAAAAACGUCAUCAAUACAUUGAUGUAAAAUGACAUUUUUUUCCCAUUAGCUGCGUUACAUAGUCUAAGACACUUUGCAAAUUCUUUCGCGUUAUGUGAAUGUGUAGCUUCUUAUCUCAACGUGCUUAGCAUUGGCAACACUAAUAGAAAAGAAAGAAAUGUAUAACGUGACCAAAAAAAAACUAUAACACUAAAAUAUAUUCUAACUGACUGGCCUGCAAUAAACCUACUGCUACCAGUUAGGGUCAGUUCUUUCCAGUUCUUAUUUUGUUCUGUGAGAAAUGGAAAAAUGUAGAUAAGAUCUCUUUAUGUGCAUCCUGGGCCUGCAGUGUUCUCGUCUUUUGUCCUUGUCGAUGUACUUGCGGUUUUAAUUCCGAGCCACUCUAUUGAUUUCUUCCUGACCAACACAAUGUUGAGUGGCUUAAUGUCAGCGUCUGCUGGAUUGGUUGCACAUUUGGUUUGCAGUUGGAGUCUUUGACUUGGCUGACAUUGUACGCGUGGAUUCCAGUGUUUGGAACAGAAGUGAUGUGUAUAGCUUGAUUUUAUCUGAUGUUAUUUCUGGUGCAUCAGGAUUUUAAUUCUUUAAUGAUGCGUUCGUGGCUAAGUAGCAACAGCUCAUUAUUUGGGUUUGGGGUUUAAUAAAAGUGACCUUCUCAGAUUUUUUUUUCUUGUAUCUUUGCUGGCUUACCUCUCAUUACAUGCCUGUUUUUUGUAUGAAAUUAAAUUUCAGUUAAUAAAACAUAGUGGAAAUAUGG
This is a messenger RNA of Clarias gariepinus (North African catfish), 3153 nucleotides long. Its product is annotated as src substrate cortactin-like. Gene Ontology annotation, biological process: regulation of actin filament polymerization. The transcript is spliced from 17 exons. Gene Ontology annotation, molecular function: actin filament binding. Lineage: Eukaryota; Metazoa; Chordata; Actinopteri; Siluriformes; Clariidae. Bases 5 to 1732 code for a protein of 575 amino acids. The record is from RefSeq and is a predicted model, not a curated record. Gene Ontology annotation, cellular component: lamellipodium; site of polarized growth; actin filament.